Molecule: messenger RNA, 2250 nt
Organism: Drosophila grimshawi
Lineage: Eukaryota; Metazoa; Arthropoda; Insecta; Diptera; Drosophilidae
Gene: TrpRS-m
Exons: 3
Coding region: 134-2185 (683 amino acids)
Biological process (GO): mitochondrial tryptophanyl-tRNA aminoacylation
Cellular component (GO): mitochondrial matrix; mitochondrion
Molecular function (GO): ATP binding; tryptophan-tRNA ligase activity
Source: RefSeq, a predicted model, not a curated record
ACUUUUGAAGAUUUGUUGUCAAAAUCAAACAUCAAACUUGUUUCGGUUUUGUUUGUUUAAUGUUAAUCGUUAUUUUUCCGAAUUUUGAAUAAAUCCCCGAAUCAGACGAAGUACAAAAUUAAUAGCACUUGCAAUGUUUCGCGUUGGCAAAUUCACAUACAAUCGCGGCGAACGCCUGCCGCAAAUCACUCAACAAUUAUUCCUGGCCAACCGGCAAUUGUACGACACUUUGACCAGGGGACGAGCGUCGGCAUCGCCAACGGCACAGCUGCAAUCGGCUGCUGGCAAACCACCACAGAAGAAGUCCAACACCAGCGACCAGCAGGACAAGAACUCUCUGCAUAAUCAACGCUGGUCACGAAAAAUCUUUAGCGGCAUUCAGCCAACUGGCUCCUUGCACUUGGGCAACUAUUUGGGCGCGGUGCGCAAAUGGACACAUCUGCAAAAGGCACGCGAAAAUGUGACGCUCUGCAUCGUGGACAUGCACUCGAUAACCAUGCCCCACAAUCCGCCCAUGCUGCGCGAGAACAUCUUUAUGAUGGCAGCCACGCUGCUCGCCUGUGGUGUUGAUCCUGCGCAGAGCACACUCUUCGUGCAGUCGGGCGUGAUGGAGCACGCGGAGCUCAACUGGAUACUCAGCUCGCUGACGACGAUGCCGCGUCUGGCGCAGUUGCCCCAAUUCAAGGAGAAGUCGCGCAGGGUGAAGGAUGUCCCGCUCGGCUUGUAUGUGUAUCCAGUGCUGCAGGCUGCCGACAUAAUGCUGUACAAAGCCACCCAUGUGCCGGUUGGAGCGGAUCAGCUGCAGCAUAUACAAUUAGCCCAGCAUUUGAUUCGAGCCUUUAACACACGCUAUGGCGAAAUGUUCCCGGAGUGCAGUCCCAUGAUUGAGGAGAACGAUGCAUCUCGGGUGCUGUCGUUGCGUGAGCCAUCCAAGAAGAUGUCCAAAUCGGACCAGGAUCCACGUGGCACCAUCAAUCUGAGCGAUUCGCCCGAGCUAAUCCGGGAGAAGAUCAAGAAGGCCGUCACCGACUUCACAUCGGACAUCACAUACAGCCCGAGCAUGCGUCCUGGUGUCAGUAAUCUGGUCAACAUUCAUUCCCAUGUCACGGAUGAGAGCAUCGCCACUGUGGUGGAGGAGGCCAAGCUGCUGGACACGGCCAAGUAUAAGGAGCGAGUCGCCGACGCUGUCAUUGAGCAUUUGCGUCCCAUACGCGAAAAGAUCAACAUGCACCUGGCCAACGAGAGGGAGCUGUGCUACGUGCUGGAGAUGGGCGCAGAGAAAGCACGGAAGGUGGCCCAGCACACGAUGAGCGAGGUGAAACAGCGUCUGGGACUGGGCAUCAGUGGCCCGCUGCCGGCCAGCGUCUCUGUCGCACCUCUGCUGCCCGAUCAUGCCAAGCUGACGGCCAGCCAACGUCUGGCCAAGGGUGUACUCCAUCCGGAUGCCAAUUCGCACAGUCUGCCGCACUUUGAGCAGCGCUGUGAACCGGGCCACGGCACGCUCGCCUCACUCGUUGGCGGCAAUGCGGGUCAAUCAGUCACCGGAGGAGGAGGAAAUUUCUCUCCCAACCAGACGCUACACCGAACUGUGCCCGUGCAGACGAUGCGCGUGGAGAAGUCCAAGAAUUUAAUGCCGUCGCGGCACAUCUUCAAAAUGGACCAAUUCAAUGUACCGAAAAUGGCAUUCCGGGAUCCGGGCGUGGUAUACGCCGGUAAACGACCCGAUCAGCGAGAACGACGAACUGCUGUCCUUGGUUUCUCGGCCGCGGAAUAUUUGGCUACGGAUAAUAGCAGCCGCUUGGCGGGUGCCUCGUAUGCGGGCAAUGCAAAUCACAGUGCUUUGGCUGCCGUCACCAGCCAGGUGAAUGCGGCCGUCAAGGACCAGGAGAGGUUCAGCAGCCUGGCGAACAGUGCCUUUUAUAAAACUGCUGCUAGCUCCUUCAACAACACCAAUCCCAGUGUCGUCAAUGUCGCCGCCAGCACCAUGCAAAAUCACUGCAACAAUAGCACUAGCACCAGCACCACUUCCACCUUCAGCUCCUCCGCCGACUCCAGCGAGACCAGCAAACCCAAAUCCUCCACAAUUUUUGUGGAUGAGGCGGAAAAUGAGAGCGAGGAGCGUGAGGAAGACGAAGAGAACUACGCUGGCGAUGCGCCCGAUAGCAAAAUAGAGAAAUUAAAUUAGCUCAAUGUGAUUAACGUCUGCAAUUGUUUUUAGUAUAGUCUAAUAUACAUAUAUAUAUUCUCAAA